AUGCAGGCACGGCAAAGACAUGGAGCUUCUCUGUUUAUAUGCCGGGAGUCUUCUAGUCACUUCUCAAGCCACGUGGAGCUCAUGGCUUGGUUUCUCUCGCGACUCGAGCGGCAGGCCCUUGCAGGCUUUGCUGUGUGCGUCGUGGUCACAGCUGUUCUGCAUGAGGUGAUGCAGCUCCGAGAUCUGGCGACAUCUAUCCAGACGCAAUUGUUGGAGGAUCACUAUUCCACUCUAGGCGUGGCCGCGGAUGCCAGCCAAGCUGAGAUCACAACGGCUUAUCGGCGCGCAACUAACAAGAUCAGCUCAAAGCAGCAAGCUGACAAGCAAAGUCGGGCAAAGCUCAGUGCGGCAUACGAGACCUUGUCCGGAGCAUCACGACCUGCCUACGACAAGCGCAGGCAGUUCGUGAUGCUGGCGAGCUUCAUCCUGAUUGCGGCCUUGGUUAGUGUGCCUGCCGUGUUUCUCGCUUACUUCUGUGCUCGGGUCUUGGUGCGAGUGCGUGCACGAGAUCUAGAUCCUGAAAGCUUCACGGGGCGAGUGAAUCAGAGUCUUCAGAGCAUGGAGCGGUCCUUCGAGGUGAAGAUCGCCAAGGACCAGGACGUGCGCCUGGGAGCCCAGCUCAUGCCCGUCGACAACGGAAAAAGGCUACAAAUCUGCAACAUCGUGGAUGAAGGUCUCAUUCAUCAGCACAACUCGAAGGUGCUUGAAGAGAGGGCAGGUUGUAACGAGGUUGGCAUCUCACCAGCCGGAAUGGUUUGGUGGCACCUGCCUUUGCUUCGCGAAAGUGACAUCAUCGAGUCGGUCAACGAGAAGAGGGGUGCCACUGACAUGAUGAACGAGCUGAAGUCUGGCGAGGAGUGGCUCUCUCUCCGCAUACGCCGACGUCUCGUUGGUGGAGCUUCGGUUCUUCCCUUCCUCUUUGAGCAGAAGCUGACCCGCCGUGAGAACGAAAGGUGGGGCUGCGAGCUGGUGGCCCCUCCCGACGAGAGCGACAGCCUGGAGGUUGCCGGUGAGAUCCUGGAAACUUCCUCGAGCGAGGCAAGUCCAGGGACCGUGCUUCGCCCGGGGGAUCGCAUCGUGUCCGUCGGUUCAGUGGUCGGUUCCAAGAUGCUGGACACCUUGCAUGACAGCUCCCUUCUGUCACUGAGUCUCCUCGUCGUUCGAGGGGUGCUGAUGCCACCAGGGCUGAUCCAAGCCUCGCCGAAGGAGGUGUCUUGUGGGCCAUUGCAGAAAAGCGAAGGACAAAAACUUGGCAUUCGCAUCGGGCAUUGCUUUGAAAGCCCUCCUGCGCACGGGAUUCUUCUGGGACCUGGCUGUGCGAGCUCCAUGGUCGUCAAGGAGGUCGUCCCGGGUCAUCUGGUUGACCAAUGGAAUGUCCAGCAGGCGAGCUCCGACGCGCUGCUUCCCAGCUGCGUCAUUGUGGCCGUCAACGGCCGCCGAAAGUCCCAAGAGUUCGCCACAGAGCUUGCAAAGCCUGUCGUCACCAUCGUGUUCCGUCCGUUGCUGGCUGAGCUUGUCAAGCGGCCGGAAGUUCAGGUCAAGGAGCCGCGUUGUGAAAGCACGGACAGCCGGCGGGGCCGUCACGUGAGACCACUGCACCUCAACAUCGACGAGGAGGCUCUUCGGCCAUGGCCUGCGCGAGUCCUGCAUGGCUGGGCCCCACGCUGGCUGCUUCCUUGUCCCUUUGAGGAGCGCCUGCGGAAUCAGCUGCGUCUUCUGCACUGCGAGUUCACUGCCCGCAUCGAACGACCAGACGAAUCAAGGCGCUUGGGCCUGCACCUCCAGGGCGACCGUGGAGGCCUGCAGGUGCUGGAGGUUGCUGACGGUGGUCUGGUGGCACAGUACAACAAAGCACGGUUAGCGAGUCGCAGCUCCUCCGAAAUGGACGUCCGCCGUGGUGACCGGUUGGUUGCUGUUGGCAGCACCACCUCACCUGGCGCAAUGAUGGAUCAUCUUGCAAAACAAGGGCAGGAUGAUCUGGAGCUCCGAUUCUCACGUCCGGCGGCGAAAUCCGCUCCUGGGGUGUGGGAGAUCGACAUAAGGAGGAGUGAGAACCAAGGUUGGGGUCUGGAGUUGUCUGAAGUCAUGAUGACCACCCCAGCCGGGCCCCGAAGUGCAGGCGUCCUCAGAGUGCAGCGUGUCGCUGAGGAGGCCGCGCUCGGACAGUGGAACAGCAGCCAAGAUUCGCAGUGGUGUGUGGAACCUGGAGACCUGCUUGUCGCCUGUGAGCCGGAGGUGGAGCCGAAGCAGAUUCUCCGGAGGCUCCGCGGCGCUCAGGAAGUCAGGUUGACCUUUCUCAGAUGGCACAAGGGUGCUGCCCCAGAGCCAGAGGCCCUGCCCUCCGAGCCUGGGAGGAGCCGCUUCGAGGUCGUGAUCUCCAGGACCGGCGAAGAUCGCUUGGGCCUGCGCUUGCGACCGUGUACGCGCGAUCCCACGCGCACCGUGGUGUCGGAGGUGGUGCCGGACAGCUUGGUUGACAGGCACAACAAGGCAAUGCCGGAGAACCGGAUCUUGCAGGGUGACGAGGUCGACUCCGUCAACGGAGAAGGUGAUCCAGCUCGCUUUCCCGACUGCUGCUCACAGUCGAGGAUCGUUUUCAGGCUGACCCGCCGCUCCAACCGGCAGCACGCAGGCUGUUACAGCAAGCAUAGGCAUACCCCACACCUCACAUCCUAUACCCCCCCUACACUUUUACCCCAUUUCUCAACCCGCCUGCCAAAUCAACCUCGCCAAAACCCAUAUCACAAGCAAAACAACAACCUCGCCAAAACCCAAAGCACAACCAAAACCCAAAGCGCCUAA
Molecule: messenger RNA, 2802 nt
Organism: Symbiodinium necroappetens
Lineage: Eukaryota; Dinophyceae; Suessiales; Symbiodiniaceae
Source: the annotation of a GenBank genome assembly